AAAAUGCCACCACCGGUUCUCUCCACCCUCCCUAAAGGCCGACCUCUAGUCCUCGCCCUAAUCGGCGCCACAAGCGGUAUAGGCUCCUAUACCGCGCGCGCUCUCUGCCGCACCUUCGCCUCGAACCCCAAGAAACUGCGCGUCUAUCUUGUCGGGCGCAACGCGUCUCGCGCGGCCUCGAUCCUCGAGUACGCGAAGGAAGUUUGCCCCGGGUCCGAAUGGGUGUUUCUAGAAGUGGAGGAUCUAGCGCUGAUGAGCGAGGUGGAUGACGUUGCGAGGCGGAUCGAGGAGGCGGAGGAGAAAAAGGCGUUUUGGAGCGGGGAGGAUGAGGAAGGGAUGAAGACGAGGAAGAGGUUGGAUGGGAUGUGGCUGUGUCAGGCGUUGUCUCCGAUGCAGGAGAGUCGAGUCACAAAAGAAGGCCUAGACACUCAACUCUCCCUCCUCUACUACUCCCGCAUCCACCUAAUCCAAAAGCUAAUCCCGCUCCUGAUUUCCUCUCCCCACCCUUCCCACGUGAUAUCCAUCUUCGCCGGCGGAUACCAAGACAGAAUCUCCACCACAGGUCCGCCACCCAUCGGAACACCGUCUCCAAAAGCCUACGGCAUGACAUCCGUCCGCACGAACGUGGUCUUUAUGAAAACCUUCCUCUUCGAAGAACUGGCCUCCAAAUACGCCGGGAAGAUCAGUUUCACGCAUAUCUAUCCGGGAUUAGUGGAUGGGCCUACGUUCUAUAGCGUUGUUAAUCCAUGGUGGGCGAGGAUGCUGUGGAGAGUUAUCAUGAAGCCGUUGCUAAGCUGGUAUAUGACGUCGGCUGAGGUGUGUGGGGAUGUUAUGGUAGGGUUGUUGGAUAGUGUGCGUUAUCCGCCUCAAGGAGGCAGUGGAGGAAAGGGGGAGAUGAGUACGCGGGCAGAGCCUGGGGAUGGAGCGUAUGGGGUUGGGCAGAGGGGGGAUGCUAGCGGAAAGGUGAUGUAUGAGGGGAUUCGGAAGGAGGAUACCGGGAAGCGGGUUUGGGAGCAUACUAUGGGUGUUUUUGAGGAGAUUGAUAAAUAG
Periconia digitata is the source of this 1050-nucleotide messenger RNA. The record is from the annotation of a GenBank genome assembly. Lineage: Eukaryota; Fungi; Ascomycota; Dothideomycetes; Pleosporales; Periconiaceae.